GGAAAGCGCGAUUCGAAGCUUCGGGCGCACGCAUCAACGUCUCAGCACCGGCAGUCCACCUCGAGCUGCUUUCUUACCGCCCUAUCAAAAAGGCAUCGUGUCGCGUUGGUAAGAGUGUGAUCAAAUGGUGACGACCCUGAUCAGACGGUCCUAUAGGCUCAGCUAGCCGAUGGCACCAGCUUGCUGGACUUGCCUCAUCCAGGCUUCGUUUCCGCUGCGGCACGCGCUCGUCCUGUUUGUUGUGGCGAGAGCCAGGCUCGCGCUGAGCAUCCCUUGCUAUUGGCGCACCGUACAUACGUCGGAUCAUCACUGAAUAUCCAGAUUUCCUCCCGGCUAGGCCGCAAGGACGUACUUAUAGCAGCACUCAAUGCCAUAGUAUGCCCCUCACCCCGUUGACAUGUCCUCGCUGUCCCACUUCACUCCUUUGCUGCGCAAGCCCUUCUCUAUCAGCAUCAGCGUCUCUCGCAGAGAAUUCCUCCUCCUCUUGCUCCCUUUCUGCGCCUUGACGGUUCACCAUCCCCCAAUUGUAGACAUUCCGGCAGAUGAUAUCUUCAAUAAGCCACUAGAAGCUUAUGAAACCGCACUACGCAACCAUGGACCUGUUAUUGGCGUCAGGAGGAAAGGAAGACUGGAAUACAUUCUAGGCCGAGAGUACACGAAAUAUCUAUUCGCCGACGACAAAAAUUUAAGUUUUGAAGAAGGCGUGGCAACGGUCCUCAACCUCCGAUUCAUCCUUGCGAUCCGCGGCGGAAAGUUUUUCAAGGAUGUCGACCGUCUUGUAGCAUCUGGCAUGAUUCCACGAAUUGAAGGUAUUACCAAUAGAAUUUUCCCAAUCUUCAUGAAGCACGCCACGGGACUUGUAAAUGAUGGCCGACAGCGAGGCGAACAUGUAGACUUUUUCGCUCAUGCGCACCACUCGAUCGCGGAGUCCAUGCUCACAGUAGUCAUGGGCGAGCAAUACGUUAACGACCAGCACCUCAGCAUCAUCGAAGACAUGGCACACGACAUUGCUAAUAUGACAGGAAUCUACCAAAAUUUGUCUUACUUUGCGCGGACGUUCCCAUGGCUAUGGAGGAUCGCUAACUGGACGCGCAUCAUCUUCGGCACUCUGCUGUACCGCUACUUCUUCGUCCUCGGCCCUCACAUUUGGCGCGAGCUGCGCCACAAUACAUUCGUGCCUCUUAGUAGGUCGGAGAAGGAGCACGACUCGGACGAGCCUCUGCUGCACUUUAUGGGCAGAAUGUUCGCACGAGAAGACGGCACCGUCUCUGUUGCCGACACUUUGUGGAGUGCCUGCCUUGUGCUCAGUCUGAUUUUCGCAUCUGUCCACCAAACUGCCGUCGUCGCAGUGUGGGUGAUGUACGAGCUCGCUGCGCGGCCAUCGUACAUCCCGGCGAUUCAGGACGAGCUCAUGGCCAUCGUGGAGCCACAGGCCGACGGGACGCAUCACCUUUCAUACGAGUCGUUGCGCAACGCACGUUACCUCGACUCAUUCAUCCGCGAGGUGAUGCGCCUGAAGGGCGACACACUCGGGGUAUGUCGGCAGACUGUCCAGGACACGCCCAUGGGAGACUACGUGAUCCCGAAAGGACAUCUAGUCAUCCCCAUGGCUUCGCUGUCGCACCGCAGCACCGAGUACCAUGGCGAAGACGCGGAGCUUUUUGACGGGUUCCGGUGGGUCGAGGAGAACCAGCCGGCGGUCAUGGUCAGCCCUGCCUAUUUCCCAUUCGGUCUCAACCGCUGGGCCUGCCCUGGACGUGUGCUCGCUGUGGCUGAGAUGAAGAUGAUCGCACUGACAAUUCUUAGCCUGGCACACCCUAUACUGGAAGGCGGCAAAUACACCGUCGUCGAUCCCCUCAAUAUCACCAGCGUGCAGCCGGCGGGCAAGCUCUUUUUGUCCCCGCUGGCUCAACCUCUGAUUUAGCCGGUGGCGAACCUCUCGCGGAACCGUCGGUAUAAACUUAAAUGUUGCAACUGUGCAUACCCGGCCUGUAUUUUCACUGGUCAUAGAUCAUUCACGAAGUACUGAAGCUACUGCUUCGACGACUACUCAAGUGCCGUUGUGUGUACUCUAGAUACGCCUCGUCACGAAAUGUCAUGCUCAUGUCCCAC
Messenger RNA from Phanerochaete carnosa HHB-10118-sp, 2112 nucleotides. RefSeq lists its product as uncharacterized. Bases 398 to 1924 code for a protein of 508 amino acids. Gene Ontology annotation, molecular function: iron ion binding; oxidoreductase activity, acting on paired donors, with incorporation or reduction of molecular oxygen; monooxygenase activity. The transcript is spliced from 13 exons. NCBI's taxonomy places the organism in Eukaryota, Fungi, Basidiomycota, Agaricomycetes, Polyporales, Phanerochaetaceae. The record is from RefSeq and is a predicted model, not a curated record.